AUGGUUCGGGAGAGCGCAUUCGCUAGCGGCGCCAUGAAUUUUCUUGUGCACGGCGCGGGCCGCCGCGCUCGCCGCGUCCGAAUAAACGUUCUGAGCCCCUCUCGUUUUGUUUCCUUUCACUGUAUUGCUCUGUCUCGUUCUGUCGCCCUCAUGGCCUUCGCUUGGCUGGUCGCGCACGGGGGGCGGGUGCGGGUCCGUGUGUGCGUCGCGCCCGAGCGGCCAGUGAGUGACCUGUGCCGGGUUUCAGGGUCGGAGGACGUGUCGUUCUCGCGCAUCGGCGGCCUGUCGUGGGAGCAGUGGUCGGCGCGGCUGGCGCUGCCGCUGUGCGGCGCUGCGGGGGCGGCGGCCGGGGCGGGGGCGGGGGCGGGAGGGGGCGGCGCCCCGCGGCCCGGCGGCGGCUUCGCGUGCCCCGACUGCGGCCGCGGCUACAAGCUCAAGUCGUCGCUGCGCAACCACCAGAAGUGGGAGUGCGGCAAGGAGCCGCAGUUCCAGUGCCCCUACUGCGCCUACCGCGCCAAGCAGAAGAUGCACAUCGCGCGCCACAUGGAGCGCAUGCACCGCGACCUGCACAUCAAGCCCGAGCCCUACAUCAAGCAGGACAACGUGGACGCCUCGUGCAUAAGCACAAUUUGCUGCUACACGAGCGCCAUCUACAUAAAGAUCUGCCAGAGAAAGUGGACUUCGUGUCCGAAUGACCAGCCGCCAAUAGAGCCCAUUGGCAGACACGAAGGCAAUCGAGGUGAAGUGGAUUUCUUUAAAACGAUGAUGCAAAACAUGUUACCCAUCAUGCCAAUGAAGACUAAAAACUACUGGUCCCAAUACGACACAAGUUUCGAGUGCGAAAAAUGCAAGAGGAAAUACAGACACAAGAGCACGUACAGGAGGCACGUUACUUACGAGUGCGGCAAAGAGCCAAUGUUUAGGUGCCCGUUCUUAGAAUGCACCUACAAAGCGUACCAAAAAACUCACACAGACGCCCACAUCAAGACGAAACAUAAAUUAACCGCGAUAGAGUACAAGCGA
Iphiclides podalirius (scarce swallowtail) is the source of this 1023-nucleotide messenger RNA. The record is from the annotation of a GenBank genome assembly. NCBI's taxonomy places the organism in Eukaryota, Metazoa, Arthropoda, Insecta, Lepidoptera, Papilionidae.